Messenger RNA from Gordionus sp. m RMFG-2023, 1271 nucleotides. RefSeq names its product cell division cycle protein 20 homolog. Gene Ontology annotation, cellular component: anaphase-promoting complex. The coding region runs from base 19 to 1197 and encodes 392 amino acids. Gene Ontology annotation, molecular function: ubiquitin ligase activator activity; anaphase-promoting complex binding; protein binding. The transcript is spliced from 6 exons. Lineage: Eukaryota; Metazoa; Nematomorpha; Gordioida; Chordodea; Parachordodidae. Gene Ontology annotation, biological process: positive regulation of anaphase-promoting complex-dependent catabolic process; anaphase-promoting complex-dependent catabolic process; positive regulation of ubiquitin protein ligase activity. The record is from RefSeq and is a predicted model, not a curated record.
GAUAACAAUGUAUCAGAUAUGUUUAACAAAAUGUACCUGGGAGAAUCUUUUAAUGAAAAUUCUAGAAUCCUAAAUUUCUCCUCUAUGGAUCAAAGCAAAAAUGAAAGUAUGAGAAAUGGUGACCCAUUCAACUCUUCUCAAAAUGCAUCUCUUCACAAAUUAUUAAUUAAAUCGGAUAAUGCAAGAGAAAUUCCUUCUGCCCCAGAAAAAAUAUUGGACGCUCCAGAUUUGAUCAAUGAUAAUAAUUUGAACCUUUUAGAUUGGGGAUCUAAAAAUUUGCUGGCCAUAGCUUUAGGUUCAAAUGUGUACUUGUGGAAUCCUACAAAUGGAGAAACUACUCAUUUAAUCGAUAUUUCAGAAAUUGAAAUUGGAGCUUACGUUUCUUCCCUUGCCUGGACUCAGAAUGGCAGAAUUCUUGCCGUUGGAAAUAGUUUUUCUAAAAUUCAGUUAUGGGACGUUACCAAGCAAAAAAUGAUUCGCAGCUUUUAUGGGGACGUGAUCAAAUCGGAUAUUGAACCUGGGACCUCUAGUUCGACUGUAAUGGAUCAGAAUAGAAUCUCUUCACUGGCUUGGAACGAAAGUUUACUCUCUACUGGCUCUAGGACUGGACGUGUGUUGCAUCACGAUGUUAAAGUCAAGAGGCACAUUGUGGGUCAGUCAAAGUUUCACAAAUGCGAGGUAUGCGACUUAAAAUGGGAUCGAUACGGUAGCCAAUUAGCCACUGCGUCUCAUGAUGGCCUUGGCCUAUGGGACAAAACCCAAUUAUCAACCCGCACCAAUUCUACAAAUACUGAAUCUACAAAAAGCCUCUCUUGGUCUCCCUUUGACCGCAAUCUUUUGGCUACUGGUUCAGACAAAAUUAUUCAGUUUUGGCAGACACGAUCCACAAAAUCUAUCAAGAACUUAGCAGUUACUGGAAUGGUUAUCGGACUUUCUUGGUCUUACAGGCAUAAAGAAUUUAUAGCAGGGAUAGGAAAUGCCACAGAAAUUUGGGGAUAUCCCAAUUUAAAUAAGUUAAACAGCAUGAAAGGUCAUAAAAACCGGGUUUUAUUUCUGGGUUUUAGUCCCUGCGGGAGUAAUUUAGCCACCGUAGGAGCAGACGAAACUAUCAUGAUCUGGAAAUAUACGUCCACACAGCCCAUUUCAAUAUCGAAAAGUGAUGACAUAGAUCUCAGUUCCUUUGAUACGAUCAGAUGAACCAAAUAACUUUUUAUGGCGAUUUUCCACAAUCACUUGGAAUUAAAAUGAGACUUUUAAGUUGUAAAUUAUAA